AUGGCGUUCAGUGGGGCCUCAGCUCCCAUCGCGGACAUCGACAUCGACAUGGACCUUGACCUAGGACCAGAGCCAGAACCAGAGCCAAUUCAGGUGGAAGCAACUCCGAACUUGGAAACCACAAACGACCCUCUCACCGAUGAAGCGGUCUACGAAAAAGUGCAUAUUCGCGGCGUCGAUGAAUUGACAACAGAGGAUAUCAAGCAAUUUGCCAGUGACUGCUCUGGACAGGACCCAGUGCGCGUUGAAUGGAUCGACGAUACAUCCGCCAACAUCGUCUUUUCCUCCGCCGAAAUCGGCCUCCAAGCUCUCACAGCUCUCACACAACUCGCCGAGGAAGAAGACGCGUCCACCUUGCCACCUUUGCGUCUCCGAUCGGCGAAGCUCCUCUCCUCCCAUCCUGACUCCGUCCUCCAAGUGCGAUCGGCUGUCAAGUCGGACCGCAAGCAAGCACGCGCUCAUGAGAAGAGUCGCUUCUACCUCAUGCACCCUGAACAUGAUCCUCGAGAACGCCUGCGACAAGAGUUUGCAGACCGGAGACGCAAUGAUGACGCAGGUGAAGGAGAUUACAGGCGGCGCAGAUUCGAUGACCGGGAGCACCGACGCCGCCGAGACCGCGACGAGGUCGACCGCUUCAACGCCGACAUGUACGAUGACAAUGCUGGCUCUGAACCCGAGCGCGCUCGGGUACAGCCCAGAGGUCGUGGCCAGAGAGACCUGUUUCCAGAUGACGACGGGCGAUCAAGUGGACGUCUCCGAAAUCGCAGUGCGUCACCGGGACGAGACACUCUGGAGGAGGAACUUCGAGUCGAGCGAGGCGGCCGUGAUGACAGCAGGCGGUUCCGCGAGAGGUCGCUUCGAUUCAUUCGUAAGAACCAGGAUAAAGAGCUUUUCCCAAGCGCGAGCGCGGGCGAGAGCGAGUCGGGAAACCGCGAGCUUUUCCCAAACAAGACCACAUCCAGCUACAUCAAGAAGGAGGUGCAUCCUAGCAAGGCUAGUAACCAUCGCCGGUCAGAUGCAUUCGAUGCUUCUAUCCCAGGCACUUCUGAACACCGACGCAACAGCAAGAUUGAGCUCUUCCCCGAGUCCACCAACAAUGGCGCCCGCAUUCGGGGAGCAGCCACAGCCACCGAGGACCAAGGGUUUGCCAUCCGGGGAGGAUCUUCAAACGGCAUGUCGAUCAAAGGCAGGGGUGCGUCGGUGCGCGAGCUGUUUCCUUCCAAGUACGACGGUGAUACCAGCAACAACGCCAACGCUGGCAAGGAAUUGUUUUCCGAUACACUUGAAGGACGUGGUGGUCGUCGGCGCCGGGCUGAGGAUAUGUUCAGCUAA
Molecule: messenger RNA, 1332 nt
Organism: Penicillium digitatum Pd1
Lineage: Eukaryota; Fungi; Ascomycota; Eurotiomycetes; Eurotiales; Aspergillaceae
Product: NCBP3 domain-containing protein
Cellular component (GO): nucleus
Molecular function (GO): mRNA binding; RNA 7-methylguanosine cap binding
Source: RefSeq, a predicted model, not a curated record